This is a messenger RNA of Phytophthora infestans T30-4, 393 nucleotides long. RefSeq lists its product as uncharacterized. Gene Ontology annotation, cellular component: U1 snRNP; U2-type prespliceosome. Gene Ontology annotation, molecular function: mRNA binding. The record is from RefSeq and is a predicted model, not a curated record. Lineage: Eukaryota; Oomycota; Peronosporomycetes; Peronosporales; Peronosporaceae. The coding region runs from base 1 to 393 and encodes 130 amino acids. Gene Ontology annotation, biological process: mRNA splice site recognition. The transcript has 4 exons.
AUGGACGCCCAACGCGCGCUGCUCGACAGCCUCAUGGGCUUGAACCGCGACGGCGACCGUCCAGAUGACGACGCCAGUAUGGACUUCCGCCACCCUAAGGUCUGUAAACCCUACUUGUGCGGCCUGUGUCCGCGCGACUUGUUCCAGAACACGCGCCUGGACUUGGGCACCUGCAAGUCGCUACACCUUCCGACGCUGCGCUCGGCCUACGUGGAGCAGAAAUCGACUCGAGACUUUGGUUACGAGCGCGAGCUGAUCAACGAACUGUCGAAGCUGCUGGCCGACGUGGAAAAAAAGAUUGCGCGUGCACAGCGGCAAGAAGCUGCGCACGCUUGGCGGACCAUUUUGGGGGCAAAGUGCACGUCGGAUAUGUGCAGAUUCGACGGAAGCUGA